AUGGCGCAGGUGGUCUCUCAAGAUCCCGGUGCUCGCGAGCACGAUGCCGGCUUCGGUGUCAAGGGCGACAUUAAGGAUGGCUUCGCUACUCGCCCCUCCCGCUCUGACGAUGGCGGCGCCGACAACAUGCUGGAGCAGCUUGGUUACAAGCCCGAGCUUGAGCGCAGCCGUUCGACGCUGCAGGUCGCCUUCAUGUCCUUCGUCCUCGCUUCCAUUCCCUACGGUCUGGCCACGACCCUGCUGUACCCCUUGGCUGGCGGCGGCCCCGUAAACAUCAUUUGGGGUUGGCUCGGCGUGUCUUUGAUCAUCAUCUGUGUCGCUGCUUCGCUUGGUGAAAUCACCAGUGUCUACCCCACUGCCGGAGGUGUUUACUACCAGGCCUUCAUGCUUGCCUCGCCCAAGUACCGCCGUGUGGCCAGCUGGAUUUGCGGCUGGCUCUACGUUGUGGGGAACAUUACCAUCACUCUCGCCGUGAACUUUGGAACUGCCCUCUUCUUCGUUGCAUGCAUCAACGUUUUCGAGUCGGCGCCUGGUGUCGGCGUCCUCGCUGGCGAUCCGUACCAGGUGUUCCUCAUCUUCCUGGGCCUGACUUUCCUCUGCAACGCGGUGUCCUCGCUCGGCAAUAAGUGGCUCCCCCUGCUUGAUACCGCCGCCAUCUUCUGGACAUUUGCUGGUCUGUUGGCCAUUGUCAUUGCCGUGCUCGUUGUCGCCAAGAACGGCCGCCAUGACGCUACGUACGUAUUCACGCACUUCGAAGCCAACUCGGGAUGGACGCCUGGGUGGUCUUUCAUGGUCGGUCUGCUCCACGCCGGAUACGCCACUUCGUCCACCGGCAUGAUUAUCUCCAUGUGCGAGGAGGUUAAGAAGCCCGCGACCCAGGUCCCUAAGGCGCUCGUCCUGACCGUCAUCCUCAACACUGUGGCCGGUCUGCUUUUCCUCAUCCCCCUCGUCUUCGUUCUCCCGGACAUCACCUACCUCAUCAGCUUGGCCAACGGCCAGCCCGUUCCCGCCAUUGUCAAGGACGCCAUGGGCACCUCGGGCGGCGCCUUUGGGCUUCUCUUCCCGCUCAUGGUUCUCGCCAUCCUUUGCGGCAUCGGCUGCACCACCGCUGCAUCCCGGUGCACCUGGGCCUUCGCCCGUGACGGUGCCAUUCCCGGUUCCCGUUGGUGGAAGGAGGUCCACCCCAAGCUGGACGUGCCUCUGAACGCCAUGAUGCUCAGCAUGGCUAUCCAGAUCAUCCUCGGUCUCAUCUACUUCGGCUCCAGCGCGGCCUUCAACGCCUUUUCCGGUGUUGGCGUCAUCUCCCUCACCGCCUCGUACGCCAUGCCCAUCGCCAUCAGCCUCUUUGACGGCCGCAGCCACUUGGUCGGAAGCCCCUUCAAUCUGGGCAAGUUUGGUGUCGCCGCCAACGUCAUUGCUCUCGCUUGGUCCGCGCUUGCUAUGCCUCUGUUCUGCAUGCCGGUGUUUGUUCCCGUUACCGCCGCGACGGUAAACUACGCCCCCGUUGUAUUUGUCGCUGCUUGCCUCAUCUCCGGUGGAUGGUACAUUGCUUGGGGCAAGAAGAACUACGCCGGCCCCCCGACCCAGGAGGCUGCUGCCUUUUAA
Molecule: messenger RNA, 1605 nt
Organism: Colletotrichum graminicola M1.001
Lineage: Eukaryota; Fungi; Ascomycota; Sordariomycetes; Glomerellales; Glomerellaceae
Product: amino acid permease
Exons: 5
Coding region: 1-1605 (534 amino acids)
Biological process (GO): transmembrane transport; amino acid transport
Cellular component (GO): membrane
Molecular function (GO): transmembrane transporter activity
Source: RefSeq, a predicted model, not a curated record